This is a messenger RNA of Xyrichtys novacula (pearly razorfish), 1426 nucleotides long. The record is from the annotation of a GenBank genome assembly. NCBI's taxonomy places the organism in Eukaryota, Metazoa, Chordata, Actinopteri, Labriformes, Labridae.
AUGAGCAAUCUAAUUACAAAUACUCCAAUAAUUAGCUCAUAUCCACCUUACAAGGGAAGCCCAAAACUGUCCGGCACGUGCCGCAUAAAUCUCCUGGAUUUUAUAACCCAAAUGUUGGCAGGUAUGCUUUGGACCCCGGGCUGUUGCUUAACGAACAUCAUGCUUUCUCUUCCAGUUGUUGUCCUGCUGCACCACCUCUUGUUUGCAGUUUUGGUUCAAUCAGCUCCUCUCAGCUCAUCAUCUGACCUGCCGCCAUCGUUUAGAGAAGCAGCCGAGCGAGUAAAGACACUGGUGGAGAAAAUCAUGAAUGACAUACCAGCUGUGCACUCAAAUACUGUUGACACAGAGGUAUCUAAGUGAUCUGAUCAAGCUCAACUCUGAUUGGCUGUUCCUUUGUUUCCUUUGAAGUCUCUAAUAUCUUUUUGUUCUCCUCAGGGUUUGACUCUUGACCCCUCCACCCAGACGAAUUUGCAGAGGAUGGUGACUUCACUGGGAAUACCUGCUGCACCUGUUAUCAAACCACCAUCUGAGCGCUUCUCACUGGUUAGUCUGCAGUCUAUUGGCAUUCACAGGGUUGUGUAGUGGUUUGUUACAGUUCUUUUGUGGUUCUUGGAGCACCAGAUCCUCUGGUGGAUCUUUUGAAUUCUUUUGAACUUUGGAUGAAGAACCAUUUCCUCACCCUCCUGAGUCACAGUUGUCUCUUGACAUAAUUUCUUGGUAACCACUGGGUCCUUGCCUGGAUCAAGAUAUUUUAGAGGAUUUUUAAAUGGCCCUGGAUGUUCAUAGUGGUUUAUGUAUCCCCUUAAAUAUCUCAAAGGGAUAUUCCGGCGUAAAAUUAAUUUAGGGUCAAACACACCGUUUCACCAAGUUAGACACCGAAUGAGAUGAAUGUUGCUGACCACUUGAUUCUCUAGUUAUACCAACUUUAGUAACGACCGCAUGGAGUUUUGGUAUGAGAUCUCACCCUGAAUUUAUUUCCUGUCAGUAAUCAGUUUUGUGUUGCCCCCUGCAGGACAUGUGUGUUAGCCGCAUGUUAUUGGGAAGCCAGCUGUUCCAUGGACUACUGGGAGUUCUGUCCCCCAGACUGAAUGGACUGAGUGGCCUGCAACACGACCUCGAAGACCUGCAGACACACAUCAACAAGGUACCUCACCCACCUGACGUGACAUCACUGAACCUACCACUGUGCCAAACAUUGACUGGCGACUGACUUUGUCUGUUUGGGUUUAUGUUUUAGAUGAAGGACGUGGCCCAGCUCAGCAGCAAUGGCGAGGAGGAUCAGAAUUACAAUCUGGACCUGUCCCGUAAUGGCAGGUAUGACGUCCAGGUGGCGGUACACCUGACGCUGACGCAGCUUCGCUCCUUCUGUCAUGACAUGAUACGCACCCUGAGAGCCAUCACCUCCCAAAGGUUGAAAGCACACUAA